This is a messenger RNA of Thamnophis sirtalis, 464 nucleotides long. NCBI's taxonomy places the organism in Eukaryota, Metazoa, Chordata, Lepidosauria, Squamata, Natricidae. The record is from RefSeq and is a predicted model, not a curated record.
GCCUGACGCCUUCUUGGGAGAUGUGAAAGGAACUCCAAGCAAGACUAAAGAAAGUAGUAGAGAGGGGGUACAAAGCACCCCUCAGUCUUCCGGGGAAGAGGAUUCUGAAGAUGACGAUACCGAUCUGUUUGUGAACACCAACCGAAUAACGUACGACUUUAUGGAGAGCGAGGAGAGCAGCGACUCCGAGGAAGAAGAGAAAUGACCACCAGAUUUAUGGAGCGGAGCCAGGCUGGCUGGGGAAUUCUGGGAGUUGAAGUCCGCACGUCUUAAAAUUGCCAUGUGUGGCGACCCUUACUUUAGGGGUUCAGGCGCCCCAACUCAGCCUCUCAAAGGACUACCAGAUGACAAGAUCAUCAGAAGAGGAAUAGUUGAAACUCUUGGGUUCAUUUUUAUUUUAUUUCUUUUGCAUUCUCCUUCUCAGGGUGUUUUGAGAGUGGGCUGCUGCAAUUCCCCCAGUUAAA